This is a messenger RNA of Pogona vitticeps (central bearded dragon), 3813 nucleotides long. NCBI's taxonomy places the organism in Eukaryota, Metazoa, Chordata, Lepidosauria, Squamata, Agamidae. The record is from RefSeq and is a predicted model, not a curated record.
AUGACGGUCGUGAAGGAAGAAAUUUCUGAUGACAACGCCAAGCUCCCUUGCUUCAACGGCAGAGUUGUUUCCUGGCUUGUUUCCUCGGAGACGCCGCAGCCUGAGCCGCCUCCACCACCCCCUCCUAUCGAGGUACGGCCAGAACCUUCGCCGCCGCCUCCCUCGCUUCCUCCGUUGCCUGUGGAGCGAACCAGCGGCAUUGGGGAUUCCCGGCCCCCUUCUUUCCACCCCAACGUCUCUGGCAGCCACGAGAACUUGGACCAUGAAACCGAGACAGAGUCGGUGGCCUCGCUGCGGCGGGAGCGGCCGCGGCGCAGGGAGAGCAUGGAGCACGGAGGCGGCCACCGUCUGAACGGUCAGCCCAGGCUGGAGCGCCACCUGGCCGGGUACGAGAGUUCUUCCACCCUUCUCACCAGCGAGCUGGAGACCACAAGCCUCUGCGACUCCGAGGACGACGACACCAUGAGCAGAUUCAGCAGCUCCACCGAGCAGAGCAGUGCCUCCCGCCUUCUCAAGCGCCACCGUAGGCGGAGGAAGCAGCGCCCCCCGCGUCUGGAGCGGACUUCCUCCUUCAGCAGCGUCACGGACUCCACCAUGUCCCUCAACAUCAUCACCGUUACCUUGAACAUGGAAAAGUACAAUUUCCUGGGAAUCUCCAUUGUGGGCCAAAGCAACGAGCGAGGUGACGGCGGCAUCUACAUUGGCUCCAUCAUGAAAGGUGGGGCGGUGGCUGCGGAUGGCCGAAUCGAGCCGGGAGACAUGCUGCUCCAGGUCAACGACAUCAAUUUUGAGAACAUGAGCAACGACGACGCCGUGAGAGUCCUGAGGGAGAUUGUCCACAAGCCAGGCCCGAUCGUGCUGACAGUGGCCAAGUGCUGGGACCCCUCUCCACAAGGGUACUUCACCUUGCCUAGAAAUGAGCCCAUCCAGCCCAUUGACCCGGCGGCCUGGGUGUCCCAUUCCGCGGCCCUGACCGGGGCCUUUGCCGCUUACCCAGGCAGCAGUUCCAUGAGCACCAUCACCUCGGGGACCUCCGUCACGGAGACAGAACGCGAGUGCCCCCUAAUGAUGGGCCGCUUUGAUGACUUCAACCUGUCCAUCCACACGGACAUGGCCUCUGUUACCAAGGCAAUGGCUUCCCCUGAGUCUGGCCUGGAGGUGCGCGAUCGGAUGUGGCUCAAGAUCACCAUCCCUAACGCUUUCCUAGGCUCAGAUGUGGUGGACUGGCUGUACCACCACGUCGAAGGGUUCCAGGACCGCCGGGAAGCCCGCAAGUACGCCAGCAAUCUCUUGAAGGCUGGCUUCAUCAGACACACCGUCAACAAGAUCACCUUCUCGGAGCAGUGCUACUACAUCUUCGGGGACUUCAGCGGCUGCGAGAACUAUAUGGCCAACCUCUCCCUCAAUGACAACGAUGGCUCCAGCGGGGCUUCCGACCAGGACACGCUGGCCCCGUUGCCCCUGCCGGGCGCCACCCCUUGGCCUCUGAUGCCCACCUUCUCUUAUCAGUACCCAGCGCCUCAUCCGUACAGCACUCAGCCCCCGCCGUACCAUGAGCUGUCCUCCUACAGCUACGGCAUGGGGAGUGCCGGCAGCCAGCACAGCGAAGGCAGCCGGAGCAGCGGGUCCAACCGUAGCGAUGGAGGCGGUGGCGGCCGUGGGCCCGGGAAGCAGAAGGAGGAGAAGGCUGGGGCCGACUCCAAGUCUGGAAGCGGGAGUGAGUCGGAGUACUCGACCCGCAGUGGCAGCCAGCGCGGGGGGCCCCCGGCGGGGCCGAGCGGGGAGGGGGCCUCCCAGCGUAGCCACUCCCUGCACGCGGCCUAUGCCGCCCCGGGGGGCAUGCCCCUGGCCUACAACCCCAUGGUGGUGAUGAUGGUACCGCCGCCCGCCCCACCUUCUGCCCCUUCCGCCGCGGCCGUGCAGCCCCCCGGGGCACCUCCCGUCCGUGACUUGGGCUCCGUGCCCCCUGAGCUCACGGCCAGCCGCCAGUCCUUCCACAUGGCCAUGGGCAACCCCAGCGAGUUCUUCGUCGACGUCAUGUGAUCCGGCCGAAGUCUGCCGGCUCCGAUCAGGCCUCCUCCUCCUCCUCCUCCUCACCGAUGUGGCCUCUUUCACACAGAGCCUUCCGAAAACCUCUGACCUCACCUGUCUUUGGUCACCUUCGGGUAUCGUCCAGGGUGGGCCAAACCUUCCCGUUGUCCCGACACAGUUUUGACUCCUCUGGAUCCUCACCCUGUCGGUGAGAUUCCUGCUGUGACGCAGACAGGAAGGAAGGGACCCUCCAUGGGGCUUCCUUCCGUGCCGCCUGGUAGCAUUUCUUCCAACUGGGGCCUCCGGAUUUAUUGGAGUGAUGGGGCCCAUCAGCCCCUUACCGUAGGCCCAAUUUGGAGGAAGCAGCAAUAUCUUUCUGUCACUGUGACUUGCCUUAGAACCCAAAACCCAUCCUAGCCUUCCUGACAUCAUAUCUGUCACCAGCAGAGCCGUUCCGUUUCAUCGCGUGGCCAGGGGGUCACGGUUUUUCCACGUCACUUGUGGUCUCUCUGCAGCCUCCUGAGACGGGCGGAUCCUUUCCUUCCAGCUAGACUCAGGCUGCCGUCCUGUGGGCUUCUAUACCAGGGAGACUUCUCUCUCUUUUUUUGUAUUUUUAUCUUUUUUUUUUUUUAUAAAAGUCUCGUGGCUGGCUCAGCCACCUUUUUCCUUUUUUAAAAACACCCUUUGACUCAGGUCCCUGGAUUCACGUGACCUCUGCCUUCCUGUUGCCUCUCUGCCUGGCAAUCUUACAAUGGGAAAACUUUAUAUAUUUUCUUUCAAUUUGGUCCCCAUCCGGGGCGCUUUGGCCACAGGCUGGCCACUUUUUGAAUGUUACACCGUCUUCCCAGGGGUCCCGCGCAGAAACCCAGUGAUGUCCUGGGACUGUCGGACUUCUGCGUUCUGCUCUCCCGCGAGCAGGUUUGUGAGGUUUGGGGAAUCAGGUGAGACCUUUUACCUCCCUCUCACCUGUCUGUCUGUCUCUCUGUCUGCCAGGUGAGCUCCUGUCUCCCCAGUCCUCUCCUGCUCUCUCGGCACAAUGAUCUUGUUAUGGUACUUUUGAAGCCCUAGCCCCAUUUUCUUCCUGUUUCUUGGGGUACAAAACCCGGUGUCUAUGAAGUGGUAGGUUUUUUUUGUUUGUGUGUGGUUAUGUUUUUUUUUUUUACUGAAAAAAAAACGUAAAAGUUUUUUUAAAUUCAUGUUUUGGAAUGAGGUUGUUUUGUAUUUCUUUUUAUAAGCUUCCUUUUGUAUAAGAGCCUGUCCGCACGCUCCCCCCAAAAUCUCAUUUGAAUUCCACAGCUUGUCCCACCCGGAGUGCAGUUGGACUCAGCGGAGGGUUGGCUGGGUCACAUCUUAGUUCCAACAAAGCACGACAAUUCUGUGUUUUGAAUAGGUUCACAACCCCAUUGUCACUGACAGUCACAAUUGGCUCGAGGACCACCGCCCUGACUGGGUCUCACUCCCUGGCUUUACCCCAUCCGAAUACUGUACCUGGCUCUUUGCAUACCACUGCUGUUUUAGUUUCACUUUAAAAAGAUGGUGUGUGCCUGGAGGGAGGUGACUUGAGGCAAAAAUCCAUCAUCCUAACUGUGUAAGAACACUGAGAUUUUGUAAUGACCUCUAGCGUCCACCAGGCGUUCUUAAGAGCACGCCCCCCCCCAUCUUGAUCCACCCAAUGUAGCCGAACCCUUCAAAACCUUUUCCAGAAAAACAUUGGGACUGUAACACCGUUGGUCUAUAUGAGUUGAUGCUCAUUUUUUUCCCCUUAAGGGCACUAAUUUUUUU